Saprolegnia diclina VS20 is the source of this 2134-nucleotide messenger RNA. RefSeq lists its product as hypothetical. Lineage: Eukaryota; Oomycota; Saprolegniomycetes; Saprolegniales; Saprolegniaceae. The record is from RefSeq and is a predicted model, not a curated record. The transcript has 5 exons. The coding region runs from base 1 to 2043 and encodes 680 amino acids.
AUGCACGCGCUGCGCAACUUCGUGCUCGGCGUGCUCCAGGACGCGUCGUCGCGGCAGCUCCAGCACCUCUCGGAGACGCUCCGGCUGCCGCCGAUGGCCGCCAAGGCCGACGUCGUCGCCGGUAUCCUGCACCUCAUCGAGCUCGACCGCGACUCGGCGCUCGGGAUCUUUGUGACAUGGCACCAGACGGCGGUCGCGGGCGACGACCAGGUGAUCGCGCCAACCGCGUUUGCGAAUGCGUUCGUGCCGAUCCCGGGCUCCACGACGACCGACGCGAUCGAACCGCCAACGACACUCUUUGGGUUUGAACUCGACGAGGAGCUCCGCGUCGUGGCGCGCGACGUGAGCGUGCUCGAAGCCGCGUACAAGGACGCCGAGGUGCAUGUCCACAGCGGCCGUGCGUCGUACGAGAAGAUCAAGCGCUUCCUCCAAACACUCACCCAAGUACUGCGCGCCAAGGACAUCGAGUUCCGGCGUCUCCUCCUCCAAAAGAAUGACGCACUCGGCAAAGACAAUGCGCGCCUGUCCCGCACAGAGACGCACACGCGUGCGCAGCUCGAAUUUUUCCUCGGCGGUUGCACCCGCCUUCGCUCCAAACACGAUGCACUCGUUGAAGACAUCGCAUGUAGCACGGCAAGCGACGACAUGGCGGCCCAUGUCCUGCUCGAGCUCUACGGCGGUGAAGUCGGCCUCACGCACGUGUUGACGCGCACGCUCGAAGCCAAGUGCGCGCACUUGAGCGCCACAUGCGCGAACUUGGACGCGGCGCAUGCGACGAUUGCGUCGCUGCACGCAAAGGUAUAUGAAAAGAACACGCUCGUAGCGACCAUGCAGGCAAAAUGGGACGCUGCGGCCAAAGACGCAACGUGCGCCAAGUUCCAGCUGCGCAAGUGCAGGAAGCGGCUACGCGACUCGAACGCUGACGCCGCGACCGUCUCGUACCUGCGCUACCACUGCCUCCAGCUGCAGCGCAUGGUCACGGAUCUCCUCAGUGUGAGCCAGAUCCACGCGCUCGCGCUCACCGACGCCAAAGCCAACUUUACAAAGAGCGUCGAGAAGGCCUCGAUUGCAUGGCGGGUGCUCUCGUACCUGCGCUUUGUCUCGAACCCGCGCCUCGAUCCGUCGGUCGCGAGUGUGCCGCCGCAAUUCCCAAUGAUCGUACCGCCGCCGAGAGCUCCUCAAGACGUUCGCGAGGCGCUUCCGGUCGUCGUUGUGCUCGGGAUGUCGUCGCUCGUACAUCAAGUGGUCUUGCGCUUGAGCAGUCAAUUUGGCUAUGCCCAUUUCGAUGUGGACGAUUGGCACAAGGGAUUGAUCAUGGCCGAUCCCGAAACCCCGGAAGACGCCGCCGACGAUGGAGAGCGACCGUUGGACCUUCCCCGGUUGGCACGAACGAUGGCCAACAUGCGCUGGUGCCUCCUCCAUGACCAUGCGUUUACAGCCGACGACGUCCGGCGGCUCAUCCAGCACGGCUGCCGUGUCGGCAUGGUGCUCGACUUUAGCUCUCUCGAAACCGAUCCAGCGUGGCGUCGGCUGCCGUUGUACACCCCGCUGCACCCUUCGAUGGUGGGGCUGGACUCGGUGUCGUGGCCGUCGGUCGACGCUAUGGUGGCCGCCGUCGCAGCCACGUGGCAGCGCCGCGUCGCAUCAUCGGGGGCGACGAUCGAGUGGGACUCAAUCACGUGCGGUAUGAACGAGCGAUGUGCGAUGUUUGCAGAGGAACUUGGCGCCAAAAUGGCGGUCGUCUGGGCCGCUCAUCAAAAGGCUGUCGCCGACAAGGCUGCGGCGACAGCGGCGGCCGCGGCAGCCAAAAAGCGGUCCAAUACACCGGCCAAGGGCCGAUCGCCCACACCGUCCAAGCCCGGUCGCAGUAGCCCCACGGCGGCAGCGGGUAAGAAGCCACCGGCGACGAGAAGCAAAGCAACGCCGGCAAAGCCAACAAGCCCGGCGAAACCACCUGCUUCGCGGACUACGACAGGAAAAGUCGCAACGCCCAAGAAGCCACUGUCGCCACCCAAAAGCCCCGCCGUAAAGCGCGCGCGCUGAAAGUAGAGUCGUUGUACUAGACGUCUUAGCAUCAACUAUUGCGGCGGUUGAGUGCACUUAGCGCGGACGCGUCGCGUUGGCCUCGGCAAUG